CAACAAAUAUUAAGUAGAGGAUAGAUUGUGGUUACACUUUUAGCAUAAUGGAUAAGUCAAAUUCAGAGGAAUGUCCUCCAACCACAUAGAUAGAACAAAACAACACAAUAAGAAACAAGUUUCAUUUUCUUAGCAAAAUCGAAGCCAACAAUGGCAUCCCUGCAGAAUUCACCAACACUUCACCGGACACUCUUUCACAACUCUUUCCCUCAGAAGCAUGGUAGUAGUAGUGGUACUUUUCGUUCAUCUAGAAGAGAUGGCAUUUCCUUUAUUGUCAAAGCUGAACAAGAACCUUCACCUUCUUCAACAGAUAUACCGGGAAGGCGCCAAGUGAUUGCCAUCGGGACUGCUGCCCCAUUAGUUUUUCUGUUCAACCAACCCUCAAUUUCUUUUGCCGCAGAAAGUAAGACAGCAUUUCAGCCAGUUGUUGCAGACAGUACGAAAGGAUUUCAGCCAGUUGUGGAUAGGAAAGAUGGAUAUUCAUUUGUAUACCCUUUCGGGUGGCAGGAAGUAGUGAUUGCUGGUCAAGAUAAGGUGUUCAAAGAUGUUAUUGAACCACUGGAAAACGUCAGCGUAACUAUGAUCCAAACUGGAAAACAAAAUAUUAAAGAAUUUGGGUCCCCUGAACAGGUUGCUGCAACUCUAAUAAAAAAGGUUUUGGCACCUCCAAACCAAAAAACAAAGAUAAUUCAAGCAACUGAGCAUGAAGUUGACGGAAAAAUAUAUUAUCGAUUUGAGUUCGUUGCUCAAGCACCAAACUACACUCGUCACGCUCUCAGCGCAGUUUCCGUUGGCAAUGGUAGGUUUUACACCUUAACUACAGGAGCAAAUGAGAGAAGAUGGGGAAAGAUGAAAGAUAGAUUGCAGACCAUAGUAGAAUCCUUCAAACUAUUCAAUCUUUGAUGACAAUCGAUUAUUGUACUAUUAGAGAUAAUAAACUCUUCAAUCGGCAAGAAUGUUUAUUUUUGAGCUUUUAUCUGUUUGUAAUUUUUUCAUAUAGCUAUUCAUUCAUCAAUGGAGUCUUUGUGAUUAUGAUUGUUACUUCAGAAUUGCAAUUUAGAAAGAAAAUAAUCAGACUAAACAAUUGUUAAUUACAUCUAAAUAGCAAUUCUGAUCAAUCUUAACCACAGAGAUUCCUCCCAUCAAUGUUAUGGUUGAAUAUAUCACGGCAUACCCUUCUGCCAAGGUAAAUAGAACUCUUUCCGGUGCUUACUUCAA
Molecule: messenger RNA, 1218 nt
Organism: Trifolium pratense (red clover)
Lineage: Eukaryota; Viridiplantae; Streptophyta; Magnoliopsida; Fabales; Fabaceae
Product: psbP-like protein 1, chloroplastic
Exons: 8
Coding region: 151-903 (250 amino acids)
Biological process (GO): photosynthesis
Cellular component (GO): photosystem II; photosystem II oxygen evolving complex; extrinsic component of membrane
Molecular function (GO): calcium ion binding
Source: RefSeq, a predicted model, not a curated record